Messenger RNA from Mauremys reevesii (Reeves's turtle), 915 nucleotides. It is a transcript of the gene IFT25, whose product is annotated as heat shock protein family B (small) member 11. Gene Ontology annotation, cellular component: intraciliary transport particle B; centrosome; cilium. NCBI's taxonomy places the organism in Eukaryota, Metazoa, Chordata, Testudines, Geoemydidae. Bases 187 to 612 code for a protein of 141 amino acids. Gene Ontology annotation, biological process: intraciliary transport. The record is from RefSeq and is a predicted model, not a curated record. The transcript has 6 exons.
UGCCAGGAGAUGAUAGAGGUCUGUUAGUAUAAUUGCCCUGAACCUCAUAUUUUCCAAAGUUUGGACUAGUCUAAAUUUAAAUUAAGUGAUGGAUGUCCCUUCCUGUGGGAAAUUAUUCCAGAGUCAACCUCACCCCUAGGAAACAUUUCUUGUGAUUCAGCCUAAUUGAGGGACCAACAAGAAAGGAUGAAAUCAACAGACCUGUGCCUUAGCUCUCGAGGGGCUGAAGUUGUUCUAGCCACAUCAAGUGAUGAAAAAUACCCCCCUGAAAACAUCAUUGAUGGAAGUUCAGAAACGUUUUGGACAACAACAGGAAUGUUCCCCCAGGAAUUCGUUAUUAGUUUUCAUAAAUGUGUAAAAAUCAGUAAACUCACAAUCCAGUGUUACUUAGUGCGGAGUUUGAGGAUUGAGAAAAGCUUAUCUAAAGAUCCAGCAGAUUUUGAAGUGUGUACUGAAAAAGAUUUACAAUACACAGAAGGGGCGCUUCAAACGGAAGAAUUUUCUCUUCCUGAAUUCCAAGCUACCUACUUGCGAUUCAUUAUCAAAUCUGCCUUUGAUCAUUUUGUUUCAGUGCACACAGUGAUGGCAGAAGGAGUAGCAGAAAAUCUUUAAGACCAAAUUUAAAGAAUUGCCUCAAAUUAUUUUGUAAUAUUUGUAGUAUAAAGGAUAUAUUUAUUAUUCAAACGUUAUAUUAAAAUGGAUUUUUGAAAUAUGGCUCUAGUAUGUCGUGUCCCCCCUCCCCCCAGCCAUUUAAUGUGUAAUGCAGUACAACUAUUAACUCUGGUAAUACGUUUGUAGUUUUCCAAUGUAGAGUACAAAUGUUGAAGAAUUACUUUUUGCUUAACCAUUAACAUAUGAGUAUAAUGGAUUCCACUUCUGAAUUGCAAUAUGUUGAGAUUAAAAGGCUAUUUACCA